UUCCUUCCGUUACAACCAUCCCAUCCUCCGCCCCCCCUGCCCACCUCUAGAUCUCCCCGCCUCGCUUCGCCACCACCCCAAACCCUAAGCCCGCUCGCCGCAGGAUCUCGAGCGGUGGCGCCCGCCGCGGCGAUGCGGAGCUCCAUAGCAACCUAUCGGGAGAGCCUCUCCCGGCUCGCCGGCGAGGUCGACGACGCCGCGGCCGACGAGGCCCCCGCGACGCCUUCUCCAGUGAGGGGCGGGGACCACGCGCUCACGCUGACGUCGUCGGGGAGGCGGAGACGGUACUCCCGCCCCGGCUCCGACCCCCCCGAGCCCGACGAGAUUUCUAAACUCAAGGAAGACAUUCAAAAGCUUCAAGCUUCGGAGGCUGAAAUAAAGGCAUUAUCUUUCAAUUAUGCUGCAAUAUUGAAGGAAAAAGAGGAACAACUUGGAAAACUUCGUGAAGAAAAUGGCUCACUUAAAAGAAGUUUGGAGAGCUUUAAGGCAGUUUCAGCCAAUUCUAAUGGCACAUUGGAAAGGUCACCUAGCAGAGUACAAAGGACUCAGGAAAAUUCAUUGAAUGUAUCCAAGCAGAAUGGAUAUGGUGGUGGUUCUUCCCACGGUAUCCAACCAAAUGGUCUGCAUUCGGUGACAGGGUAUCAUAAGGAAAAUGUAUUGGAGGAAGAGAGAGCAUCCUUUGCUACCAAGCAGGCUAGUCUGGAAAAUGAAAUCAAACAACUGAAACAGCAACUCAGCAAUAAUUCUGAGAAAGAAACUGAAAUAAAAAGGAGGCUAGAAGACAAAAACAAGCAGAAUGAAUUUCUUCAGCAGCAACUAAAUGAACUCAAGAUCAACAAAGAGAGGAUAUCAACUAGCAUGGAAGAGCUACAUAAGGAACUGAGUGAAGAGAAAUUAGAGUUGAGACGUGUGAAAGAUGAGUUGAGCAGACAGAACAAGGAGCACAUAUCGGACGGGUCUAUUCAGAGCCUAAGAAGUAUGGUGGUGGCUCUACAGAAGGAGAACUCUGACCUAAAGAUAGAGAAAGUCAGGCUUGAGGCAGAAUUUAAAAGUAUGAAGAAUACCUCGGAAAAAACUGUCGACAGUACAUCAGAUAUUAACAAUAUUUCCGACUUAGAAAAGGUUAAGGAAGAGAUGGCUUCAUUGAAUAGAGCAUUACAGGAUGCUUCCCGUGAGAGAGAUAAAGCGGUGCAGGAUUUGGCUCGGCUGAAGCAGCAUUUGUUAGAUAAGGACAUUGAAGACCAAGAAAAGAUGGAUGAAGAUAGUAAACUCAUUGAAGAAUUGCGGGUAAUCUGUGAGCAGCAAAGAGCUCAUAUAAUGCAGUUAGAGAGAGCUUUAAAGGUUGAGAUGGCAAAGCAGGAGGAGAGCAAAAAGAUCAUAAAUGAAGAACACCAGAGGUCAAAUGAACAGAUGGAAGAUUUGAAGUACAAGCUUUCAAGCUGUAUGAGUGCACUUGAAUCAAAAAACGUGGAGCUGCUUAAUCUUCAGACUGCCCUUGGACAGUACUAUGCUGAGAGCGAAGCCAAGGACCGGCUUGGAGGUGAUUUAGCUAUUGCUAGGGAAGAAUUGGCUAAACUGUCGGAGUCAUUGAAGGUGGCAAAUCAAACAAUUGAGAUUUCAAGAAGGGAGAAGGAAGAUAUAGCUACCAAGCUUUCACAAGCAGAGAGUAUGUUAGCAGAUGGGAAACGCUCAAUGCAGAAGCUUGAGGAUGACAAUUCAAGAUUGCGACGUGCGCUAGAACAAAGCAUGACAACAGUCAAUAGGAUGUCACUAGAUUCAGAUAACUCAGUUGACAGGCGGAUUGUGAUCAAACUUCUAGUCACUUACUUCCAACGGAAUCACAGCAAAGAGGUUUUGGACCUUAUGGUUCGCAUGCUUGGCUUCUCCGAGGAAGACAAGCAAAGGAUUGGUCUUGCACAAAAUAAUACUGGUAAGGGUGUUGUCCGUGGUGUUUUGGGCCUCCCGGGACGCCUAGUUGGAGGAAUUGUUGGUGGAAAUUCUGGCGGAAAAUCUAUUCAAGCAUCUCAGGAUAGCCAGUCAUUUGCAGACCUAUGGGUGGACUUUCUGCUCAAGGAGACCGAAGAAAGGGAGAAACAGGAAAGGGAGAAACGAGAAGCUUCAGAAGCGGCAAGGCUGUCACAGGAAGAGAGCCAAACUGCCACUAGUACCAGCAAUGCAUCGAGUGUCCAAGGAUCACAGCAUCCCCCAAACCUGGCACCUGGCCCUUCCACAAGGCCGCAUCUGUUCGGUCAUCCAGACUCCGAAUUCUCAACAGUUCCACUCGCAUCAUCGACAUACUCAUCUCAACAAUUCUUAAGACCACCUCCAAGAUGAGUGCAAUUAAAUGUACACUGUACAGUACCGGAUACUAUUUCUUCCGGGGGUGGAUCUGCCUCCUAAGGUUGCUAUUCGUUUUAUUCGUUGACAAUAUGAUGAUGAUAGUUGAUUCAAAGUUACCCUCCUUUUUCCUAUCCGUUUUCCCUUCUAAGGAGUGUAAAGAAGUCAAUAUGUAAAUGGAUCUCUGCAGUUCGAGAACAAAUGGAGAUAUACAACUGCUGACUAUACAAUGUAUGGUUCGGCAAUCGGAACUCUGUAAAUGAAACCUGAUGAUGAACAUGUGUUGUACUGCCAUGAAAAUGUGAGAAUUUCUUUAUUUC
This is a messenger RNA of Phragmites australis (common reed), 2657 nucleotides long. Its product is annotated as golgin candidate 4-like. Bases 133 to 2334 code for a protein of 733 amino acids. Lineage: Eukaryota; Viridiplantae; Streptophyta; Magnoliopsida; Poales; Poaceae. Gene Ontology annotation, biological process: endoplasmic reticulum to Golgi vesicle-mediated transport; Golgi organization. Gene Ontology annotation, cellular component: Golgi apparatus. The record is from RefSeq and is a predicted model, not a curated record. Gene Ontology annotation, molecular function: small GTPase binding. The transcript has 15 exons.